Molecule: messenger RNA, 6850 nt
Organism: Ahaetulla prasina
Lineage: Eukaryota; Metazoa; Chordata; Lepidosauria; Squamata; Colubridae
Gene: SRPX
Product: sushi repeat containing protein X-linked
Exons: 10
Coding region: 452-1672 (406 amino acids)
Source: RefSeq, a predicted model, not a curated record
GCUUUUUCCAGCCAUUUCCUCCACAGCCUCUCUUCGGGAAUUAAAGAGUCAGCAAGAGAAAGGAGAAAAAAGUAUUUGGAACUGCGUAGUGAAGAUUUUAUUAAACUUUUGUGUGAGAUCAGAAAAAACGCCGACACUCAAUGUGCGAACAGGCGCUACCCCCUCUGGGAGAACGGGCUGGAAGCAACUUGCCUGUACCCUCGGAAGGCACCUACGGCGUCCCUCCUCAAUCUCCCUGCAACUAUCCAGGGGUUUUGGGAGACGCGGGGCGAAAAGGGAGGAUUACAGUGCGUUUCGCCGGCGGGAAGAGGACGCAGGGGAGGAGUUUCCACAGAGCGCCCCACAGCUUGCUUGGCGAAGGGAUCUGUCUCUCUCCCGCCCCAUUGCUCCCGCCUUUCACUCGGGCGAGCCUUGGAGCAGCAGGGACCCAACUUCUCAGCCGCCGAGGAUCAUGACGGGGACUUCGGUAUGCUUGGCAAUUCUGCUGGCGGUGGGCUCGCGCUUCAGCCUUGCGUACCAAGGAUCAGGAUAUUCAUCAAUAGAAGAUGAUGAAGAUGUGUAUGCACACAAUAGAUAUAAAGAUAUACCAUGGUGCUCACCUAUCAAGGUAAAAAAUGGUUAUGCAAAUUGCAGAAAUCCCCAGGAAGGGCAUUACAGAAAUGUUUUGGGGACUACAUGUGACAUUCAUUGUCAGAAAGGUUAUGGACUGAAUGGUCCUCAGCAUCUUAUUUGCCAGUCAAACAAACGCUGGUCUGGGAAAGUUCUCUGCAAACAAAAACGCUGCCCAACACUUUCUAUGCCACUUAAUGGAGGAUUCAAGUGUGUCGAUGGUGCAUACUUUAAUUCCAGGUGUGAGUAUUAUUGCUCACCAGGAUAUCAGUUAAAAGGAGAUAGAGUAGUACAAUGUAUGGAUAAUAAAGCGUGGAGCGGAAGACCAGCUUCUUGUGUUGAUAUGGAACCUCCAAGAAUUCAAUGUCCAAGUGUAAAGGAGAAAAUAGCAGAACCCAAUAAAUUAACAUCUAGGGUAUUCUGGGAUACUCCAGAGGGACGAGAUACUGCUGAUGGCAUUUUGACAGAUGUUAUCUUGAAAGGACUUCCACCAGGAUCAUAUUUUUCAGAAGGAGAUCACAAAAUCCAAUAUACUGUGUAUGACAGAGCUGGGAAUAAGGGAACUUGCAAAUUUUUGGUCAAAGUCAGAGUUAGGCGCUGUGGAAAAUCAAAUGCCCCAGACAAUGGCUACGUAAAAUGUUCUGGUGAUGGAGAUAAUUAUGGUGCAACUUGUGACUUUUCCUGCAUUGGCGGGUAUGAGUUGCAGGGAAGUCCAGCAAGAGUUUGCCAGUAUAAUUUAGGCUGGUCAGGAACAGAGCCAACCUGUACACCUAUGAAUAUUAAUAUUGGUGUGAGGACAGCAGCAGCUCUUCUAGAUCAGUUUUAUGAAAAACGAAGGUUGCUUAUUAUAUCCACUCCUACUGCAUCCAAUUACUUUUACAGAAUGCAGCUGGGAAUAUUGCAGCCAGCACAAUGUGGUUUAGAGCUCCGGCAUGUUACAGUGAUUGAAUUGGUUGGGGUUUAUCCAGCACAACUGGGAAGAAUAGGAUUAAGAUUGAUGCCUCCUGCCUUGGCUGUACAACUCAGAAGGAAGACAAGAAUGGAGGAAUAUAUGAAUAUAUGAAGCUUCCAUAUUUUGCACUGUAUGCUAUAUUAAGGUUAAAAAUCAAUACAUAUCAAACCAUGCCUCUUAAGCCACAAAUAUCUCUUUCCUAUAUAAGAAACAACAUUUUAUACUAUGCAACAUUAUCUACAUUAUUUGUCCCUCGAUGAUUUCAAAUAAUUAAAAAAAAAAUUUAAAUGCAACUUUUCAGAAACACAUAUGUUCAUUAAAAAUUAUACGUACACUUAACAUACCUGUUAGGAAAUUGUUAUUGCCCAAAUAGUUGGUCAGGAAAUAUAUAAACCAACAUUGUGUGUUUGUAGCUAAAAGUAUUAUGUAGCUUUAAAAACUUUGUUGCAUUAUCAUGCAUCCUGAUUGGGUGAGCUCUGUAGCCAAUAUACUUAAAGAAAGCUGAAUUAUGGUUUGUAUGAACACUACACCAUUUUACCUGCUGAUAUGCUGUAACUCUAUAUUUGAUCUCUAUCCACAAUCAUUGCUUCUUUAAUAUUUAUUGACUGUUUUUAUAUUGAACUUUGUUCCUGAAUGAAACUAAAGAUCUGUUUUAUUGUAUUUUUCUACAACUGGUAAGAAAACUUUAUAUUUGAAAAAUAUCUCUGGACUGAUUUUUAUCUCACUUUAUAUGUGUAUGACUUGGAUUGUUUUUGGACUAUAAUUUUGGUUUUUCCUAAAAAUAAAAUAUUAUCAAAACCCAGUUUGUUUGUAUGUUAACUGUUAUUGUCCACAAUCAUUCUCAGUAGUUUUCAUGCAUAAACUCAAAGGGUACUCUGCUCAAUAGCCCAGAACAUCGGUUGUGAGACAAGACUAUCCUUAACAUUGGUUAUGGGCCCAGGACACUGAGAGUGGGUGUGAAUAUACAGUAAUAUAUUCAGACAGCUGUGUUUGUUAUAUACUGUCCACGUGAAGAUGGCACAAGAACAGUCAUCCAGCAUAUCCAUGAUAACCUGGUUGGAUGGAACAAACUAUGUUUCCUGGUCUAUGAAAUGCAACCUUCUUGUAUAUAAUGGGAUGUAAUUAAUAAUCCAUUGGAUGUAACUGCAUGGAAUCCAGAAGAUAAUGAAGAUAAGAAGAAAAUAAGUAAAUUUAAUCGGGAUAAUGAACGAGCUCUUUGUAUAAUUGGACUGAUACUGACCAGCAGCUAGUUCAUAUUCAUGGUGAAGAUUCUGCUGCUAGGUGUUGGAACAAUUUAAAGAGAAUUUAUGUUCGUGAUAGUGUGGGUGCACACAUACACCUUACACAUAAACUGUUUAAAACCUGUCUUCUUAAAGGUGGAGAUAUGUUAGCUCAUUUGGAGUUUAUGAUGAGAAGUUUUUAAGAGCUACACGAAAAGGAACUAAUUUUUUCAGAGUUGCAACAGGUUUAUAUUAUUCUUUCUUCUUUGGAUGAAAGUUAUGAUGACUAUGUUUCUUCACUGGAGGUUUUGACCAGAGAUGAAUUAACAUCGAAUGACAUAACUGGAAGAUUGUUGGAAGAGUCCAGAAGAAGGCAAGAACAAGAACAACUAAGAGAGAGACAACCACAGGAAGAAAGAUUGUCUUCAACUGCCUAUAUUGUUAAAAGAAGUUUUUCUUGUGGGGCUAAGGGUCAUAUAGCUAAAUAUUGUACUAAGGGUAAGAAAAUGACUGUAAUCAAAAGAGGACCAAAAAGGAUGUUAAUCUAGUUUUAUCAAUUUCUACUAAUGUAAACAAUGAUUUGUGGGUAGUUGAUAGUGGUGCAUCACAAUCUAUUACUAGAAGUACAGAUAAGUUUGUAAAACUUACUACUAGUAAACAACAUGUAUCAUUUGCCAAUGGAUGGAAAAUGAAAGUAGCUGGCAAAGGUAUUGCACAUUGUUCAUUUAUUAAUGAGCAUUUGCCAAUGUUGUAUAUACCUAAUUUAAAAUUCAACUUGUUAUCUGUUAAAUCAUUAUUACAGGUUGGAUUUGUAGUAACCUUUAGAGGAGAUAAAUGUUCAGUUGAAAAGAAUGGUAAAUGUGUUACUGCAAAGUUAGAAAACAAUUUGUUUAUAUUGAAAGAUGAUCCAGCAAUAGUGACUAAUACUAACUCGGUUUAUGACAAUAAGAAGCCACAUGAUGAAUGUAUUCAUUUAUUUCAUUGACGUUUAGGACAUAUGAAUUUUAAUGUAUUGAAAAAGACAGUAGAAUUAUCUGAGGGGAUAAAGUUAACACCAUGUAACAAAUACCUCAAUUGUAAUGCUUGUAAUCAAGAGAAGAGCAAAGUAACCCCAGCAAACAGAGUAAAUGGUUUUUCAACUAAGGAAUCAUUAGAAGUAGUGUUUGCUGAUAUAACUGGAUCUAAACAACCAAGUUUAGGUGGAACUUGCUAUAUAUUAAGCAUUGUUGAUCAUUUCUCUAGAUAUGGUUUCUGUUACUUGAUGAAAACAAAGUCUAAAACAUUUCAGCAUAUGUCAAAUUGGCUGAAAUUUGUUGAGAGAAAACAGAAACAAAAGGUGGUUUGUUUGGUAACAGAUAAUGGUACCAAGUUUACCAAUGUAAGAUUAGAGAAUAUGUUGCAGGAGGCAGGUAUUGAAUGUAAACAUUCUGCCCCUUAUAGACCACAACAUAAUGCUUAUGUAGAACGCAGAGGUCAAACACUGCAAGCUAUGGCUAGGUCUAUGUUAGUAGAUUCUGGUUUGCCAGAAACACUUUAGGGUAAAGCCAUAAUGUGUGCUAACCAUGUUUUAAACAACAUAGUUAAUUCAUCUACUGAUGAAUUACCAUUUACACUUUGGCAUGGUAGAAAACCUAAUCUAAGCUAUCUGCAUACAUUUGGUGCUCCUGCUUGGAUUCAUAUAUCAUCGCAAUUAAGGCGAAAGGGACAACAAAGAGCAAGGAAAAUGUUUUUUGUUGGGUAUGAAUCUAACCACAGAUCAUUUAGAUUUUGGGUGCUAGGUACUACUAGCAUUUAUUGUAGUGCUAGUGCAAAAUUCCUGGAGCAUGUAGGUUGGUAUAAGCUUGAGCAAGCUGAUAACAGAAAUGAGGAUAAUGUUAUUAUUGAUAAUCAAAUGUUCAAUAAUACCCCUGAAGAUGAAAUAGAUGAUAUAGAAACUACUGUAAAAGAAGAAGAAGGUUUAGGGGAGGAAUUAGAUGAAAUACCAGUUAUGAGUCCUGUAUUACCUAGACGAUCUACUAGGGUAAGACAUCAACUCGACCGGUAUCAAGCAAGUGUGGUUUGUCAAGUAAAUAUAGAAUCUUCUAACUACGAUGAUAUCAAAAUGUAUCCUGAAAAGGAUCAAGUAGCUUGGAAGGAAGCUAUGGAUAUAGAAAUUAACUGAGUUAGAUGUAUAUGAAAAUGUUCAGUUACCACCAGGAGAAUGGUUAAUUGGUUGUAAAUGGGUUUAUAAAUUAAAGACAAGUGCUGAUGGAACUGUAACCCAUAAAGCACGAUUAGUCGCUCAAGGUUUCGCUCAGUCUGAAAGACACUAUGAUGAAGUUUUUGCUCCCAGUUUAAGAGCAACCACAUUGAGAAUAAUGUUAGUGUGGGCAGCGAAGAAUGAAUAUCAUAUAGAUGUUGAGAUAGCAUAUUUACAUCACAAUAUCUAUAUGAAAAAGCCAUUAGGUGUAAGAACGGAUGAGCGAACUGAUUGCUGGAAAUUAAAAAAGAGCCUUUAUGGUUUGAAGCAAUCAGGGUUUGAAUGGAAUAGAUGUAUAGUAAAAGAACUGAAUUUUAUGGGUUUUAUGGAAGGUGUAGCAGAUAAAUGUUUAUUUAAACGGGAGAAAGAUGGUUUGAUUUCAUUUUUACUCUUGUUUACAAACAAUAUUGUUAUUGUAAUGAAAACUGAAAAGGAAGCAAUAGAACUUAUUUCUAUGUUACAGAAUAAACUUAGAAUUAGGAAUCUAGGUAAAAUUAAACACUAUUUAGGUCUUGAUAUUGUGAAAACCACUAGAGGGUAUAAACUGUCACAAUCUGGUAAAAUUAGCCAAUUGUUAAAACGCUAUAAUAUGGAACUAUGUAAACCAGCAAAAACACCUAUGAUCAGGAUUUCAAACAGAGAGAUAUACAAAGUCCUGUAUUCAGCAAGGAGAUUUAUCAAUCCUUGAUUGGUAGUCUAUCUUAUAUUAGUAAUUAGUCUAGGCCAGAUAUUUCCUAUUGUGUUAAUCAAUUAGCUAGGUAUAAUGCAGAACCAACUGAGAGGCAUUGGCAAGCUGCAAAGCGAAUACUAAGAUAUUUAAAAUAAUGUAUUAUGCAUUAUAUUUAGAAUCUAACUAUGAACUUGUACUAACUGCAUAUGCUGAUGCUAGUUUUGCUACUGAUUUAUCUAUAAGAAAAUCAACAUCAGGUAUUGCAAUAAUGUUAGGGAAUUCAUUAAUUGGAUGGAAAAAAAUCAGGCAAAAGCACAUAAGUUUAUCAACAAUGGGAGCUGAAUUUUCCUGUCUGUCUUUAAUGUGCACAGAACUAAUAUAUUAUAAACAACUGAUGAUAGAUAUUGGUUUAAAUGUAAAUGAUCCAACUGUAGUAUUUGAGGAUAAUCAAGCUGCUAUUAAAAUGGCAAUGAAUUUAGGUGUAAAAACAAGAUCUGAACACACUGAUAUUAGGUACUUAAAUGUAAGGCAAAGUAUACAGAGUAAGAUGAUACAACUGGAAUAUUGUAUGUCAGAGAAUAAUGUUGCUGAUAAUUUUACUAAAUCUCAGGGUGCGAUUAAACAUAGAACAUGUUGUGAAAGUUAUGGGCUAAGAUUGUAAGCCAUUAUAUAUUGUCCUGUCCAAAGGGGAGUAUGUUAGGAAAUUGUUAUUGCCCAACUAGUUGGUCAGGAAAUAUAUAAACCAAUAUUUUGUGUUUGUAGCUAAAAGUAGCUUUAAAAACUUUGUUGCAUCAUCAUGCAUCCUGAUUGGGUGAGCUCUGUAACCAAUGUACUUAAAGAAAGCUGAAUUAUGGUUUGUGUGAACACUACACCAUUUUACCUGCUGAUAUGCUGUAACUAUAUUUGAUCUCUAUGCAUGAUCCAAUGAUCAUGGCUAUUUAUUGCUUCUUUAAUAUUUAUUGACUGUUUUUAUAUUGAACUUUGUUCCUGAAUGAAACUAAAGAUCUGUUUUAUUGUAUUUUUCUACAACUGGUAAGAAGACUUUAUAUUUGAAAAAUAUCCCUGGACUGAUUUUUAUCUCACUUUGUAUGUGUAUGACUUGGAUUGUCUUUGGACUAUAAUUUUGUUUUUUCCUAAAAGUAAAAUAUUAUCAAAACCCA